Molecule: messenger RNA, 1062 nt
Organism: Pipra filicauda (Wire-tailed manakin)
Lineage: Eukaryota; Metazoa; Chordata; Aves; Passeriformes; Pipridae
Gene: CCDC25
Product: coiled-coil domain containing 25
Exons: 3
Coding region: 18-470 (150 amino acids)
Source: RefSeq, a predicted model, not a curated record
CCUGAGGCUGUGCUUUUAUGGGAUCCAGCCCUUUUGGCCGGGAUUUUCCUGGGGCUGUGAUUUUGUGGGAUGCAGCCCCGUGCCGGGUGGGCAGCAGUGCCGGGGCCGCUCCCCAAUCCCGGCGCGAUUCCCGGCGCGUUUCCCGCCGUAUUUCCCGCCGUGUUUCCCGGUGUGAUUCCCGGCGUUCCCAGGUGAAGGUGCUGACCGUGGAGAAGAAGGUGAACGAGAUCCUGAACCGGCUGGAGAAGACGAAGGUGGAGCGGUUCCCGGACCUGGCGGCCGAGCGGGAGGCGCGGGACCGGGAGGAGCGGAACGAGAAGAAGGCCCAGAUCCAGGAGAUGAAGAGGAGGGAGAAGGAGGAGCUGAAGAAGAAGAAGGAGCUGGAGGAGCUGAGGAGCUACUCCUCCCUGAUGAAGGCAGAGAACAUGUCCUCCAACCAGGAUGGCAACGACUCCGACGACUUCAUGUGAGCGGAGCCGCUCCCGCCCGGCCCCGCCGCUCCAAUGCCAAAAAAAACAUCCCAAAAAAACCGGCCUGGGAGCCCCUUCCCUCCCGGCUCCGGGCCAGGGACACCCUCUGGAAGGAGCAGCCGGAUCCCUGGGAUGGCCUCCAGCCCCCCGUGGUUUUCCCAAAGACAGUGGUAUUUAUUUUGGGGAAGGGAUCCCGGGGGCUGGGCCGUGGCCCCGGGGCCCUGCUGGAGCUGCUGCUGCCUCUGGAAUUCCGCUCUUCCCGCUGGGAAUCGCCGGGAAAACCGGAGGGGGGGGAUCCCUCCGUGACAAAGGGAGGGGUGGGAAAAAUCGGGAUGAGCUCGGUGGUGGCUCCUGGAUAAACCUGGUGGUGGAGAUCCAGCUCUGAUUCCCGCCCCCGAACCCCCUGGAAUUCCAAUGUGUUCCCGCUUGGAAUCCUCCUCUGGAGGGAGGGGUGGAAGGAGGAGGUUGAGUUUUCCACAGGAUUCACCAGGUGGAUCCUCCCACCUGGGCAUUCCAUGGGGUUUGUGGGGGGGGAAUCCCUGGAUAAUCCCGGUGUACAUAUCCCCAUUAAACUGGUGCCAUGCAGGCGACA